Messenger RNA from Scophthalmus maximus (turbot), 601 nucleotides. Its product is annotated as dynein light chain 1, cytoplasmic-like. The coding region runs from base 165 to 434 and encodes 89 amino acids. Gene Ontology annotation, molecular function: dynein light intermediate chain binding; dynein intermediate chain binding. Gene Ontology annotation, cellular component: cytoplasmic dynein complex. The record is from RefSeq and is a predicted model, not a curated record. Lineage: Eukaryota; Metazoa; Chordata; Actinopteri; Pleuronectiformes; Scophthalmidae. Gene Ontology annotation, biological process: microtubule-based process; cilium assembly. The transcript is spliced from 3 exons.
GUGAUCUCAUCGCAUACAAGUAAAUCCUCUCAGAAUCCCAUCUUCUGAAUUAUAGCAGACACUGAGGCGAAGCACUGAGUUACUUGACCAGCACACAGUUCGUGCACAAUUUCUCAGGAUCAUCAUCUCUUAACAAAAAAAGGCGGGAGACUUGAGGGGCAACCAUGCCUGAAAGAGAGUCAGUGAUCGAAAAGACUGACAUGUCGGAGAAGAUGCAGCAUGACGCCGUGGAGCUUGCCAGCCAGGCCCUGGAGAAGCAUUACUCUGAGCUGGACAUGGCUUCAUACAUCAGAGGGGAGUUUGACAAGAUAUAUAACCCGGCCUGGCACUGCAUCGUUGGGAGGAACUUCGUCAGCGAAGUGACUCAUGAUUCCAGGCAUUUCAUUUACUUUUACUUUGGUCAGAUGGCCAUCCUGCUGUUCAAGUCCGGCUGAGGGACGCAUUAUUUUUGCUUUUUUUUUAUUUAAGUGGCCGGUACCUCUUGAGGUUACAAAAAAGAACGUGGCCAUGUUAAAGAAUGAAUAAACAUUUAUUUUUGUCUCAUUACGUGAUUUUUUAAAUAUUAUUAUUAAAGCAUAGCUGUUAAGCUGUCUGAGUUCAA